AAAUGUUUACUUUGGAAAUCAGCGAGCCGUGGAAACAGCGGUCGCUGUUCGAGUUUCGAAAUAAAAAUAAUAGAAUGAUGAGAUAAUCAAAUGGCAAAAAAAGUUGAAGAUGCCGUUUUCGAGUAUAUGAAAGCUCAGAAUCGGCCAUAUAGCGCUGCAGAUAUUUUUUCGAAUCUACACAAGGAGCAUGGAAAAACUGCCGUGACAAGAGCUGUUGAAACCUUGAGCCAACAGGGAAAGCUGCUGGAGAAAACGUAUGGCAAAUCCAAGAUUUAUGUUGUGCACCAGUCUCAAUUCCCUGCAGUAAAUAAGGAAGAAAUAACCAAACUGGAUGCUGGAAUUAAAGAGCUCACUGAAAAAGUAAUGAGUUUGCAGACAGAGUAUCAGAAGAAGUCAUCUUUACUUGGCCAACUAAAGUCGUCGCUCACUACAGCAGAUGCAUUGGAAAAAGUAAAAAAUCUAAGAGAAGACGUUGCAAAGAUGAAAACACAUUUAAAAAGCUUAAAAUCCAUGUCUGGAACGAUUGAUCCGGCUCAAAAGAAGAAAGUAUAUGAACAACACAAGACGUAUGUAGGGCAUUGGAAAAAGAGAAAACGAAUGACUUCUGAUUUAAUGAAUGCGGUUUUAGAAGGAUACCCCAAGAGCAAAAAAGUUUUUAUGGAUGAAGUUGGCAUAGAAACUGAUGAAGCCUGCUCAGUUACAAUUUUUAAGACUCAUGUCUAAUUUUAAAAUGUCAUUUGUUCAUUUCUACUGCACAAAGAUUUUGAUUUUUGUAUGACAAAAGCACUCUUUCAUUCAUUCACCUUACUUAAAAUUUAACUGCCAAUUUUAAAUUGUUGUUUAUUUUAAUUUUUACAG
Ciona intestinalis (vase tunicate) is the source of this 858-nucleotide messenger RNA. The record is from RefSeq and is a predicted model, not a curated record. NCBI's taxonomy places the organism in Eukaryota, Metazoa, Chordata, Ascidiacea, Phlebobranchia, Cionidae.